UGGGAGCUGACUGACAUGGUGGUGUGGGUGACUGGAGCAUCAAGCGGAAUCGGCGAGGAGCUGGCUUACCAGUUGUCUAAACUAGGAGUUUCUCUUGUGCUGUCAGCCAGAAGAGUGGAUGAGCUGGAACGAGUGAAAAGAAGAUGCCUUGAGAAUGGCAAUUUAAAAGGAAAAGAUGUACUCGUUUUACCCCUUGACCUGAUGGACAGAAGUUCCCAUGAAGGGGCUACCAAAGCAGUUCUCCAGGAGUUUGGUAGAAUCGACAUUCUGAUCAACAAUGGUGGAAGAUCCCAGCGUUCUUUGUGUGUGGAUACCAGCAUGGAUGUCUACAAGGAGCUAAUGGAACUUAACUUCUUAGGAACAGUGUCCUUGACAAAGUGUGUUCUGCCUCACAUGAUUGAGAGGAAGCAAGGAAAGAUUGUUACUGUGAAUAGCCUCAUGGGUAUUAUAUCUGCACCCCUUGGCAGUGGAUACAGUGCUAGCAAACAUGCUCUUCAGGGUUUUUUUAAUGGCCUCCGAACUGAACUUGACACAUACCCAGGUAUAACAGUUUCUAACAUUUGCCCGGGACCCGUGCAAUCAGACAUUGUGAAGAAUUCCCUAACAGAGGAAGUUACAAAGACUGUAGGAAGUAAUGGAGACCAGUCCCAGAAGAUGGCAACCAGUCGCUGUGUGCGGCUGAUGUUAAUCAGCAUAGCCAAUGAUUUGAAAGAAGUUUGGAUUGCAGAUCAACCUUUUUUGUCAAUGCCAUAUUUGUGGCAAUAUAUGCCAACCUGGGCCUGGUGGAUAACUGGCAAGUUAGGGAAGAAAAGGAUUGAAAACUUCAAGAGUGGUCUGGAUGCAGAUGCCUCUUAUUUUAAAAUCUGGAAGAAAAAACCUGACUGAGACAAGCACUUGCACUUUUCAAGCCACUGGAGGGAGAAAUGGAAAACAUCAAUCCUAUGCAUGGAUCCAAUAAUUUGUGAUUUUACUUUUUAAUAGAUACAACUUUGCUUUCAACAUGUAAUGAAUGAAAAAUAAAAGACUGUCGUGAAUCUUUCAAAAAAGA
Messenger RNA from Galeopterus variegatus (Sunda flying lemur), 1048 nucleotides. RefSeq names its product dehydrogenase/reductase (SDR family) member 7 (gene DHRS7). The transcript has 6 exons. Gene Ontology annotation, molecular function: oxidoreductase activity. The record is from RefSeq and is a predicted model, not a curated record. Bases 16 to 885 code for a protein of 289 amino acids. Lineage: Eukaryota; Metazoa; Chordata; Mammalia; Dermoptera; Cynocephalidae.